Messenger RNA from Humulus lupulus (European hop), 1126 nucleotides. RefSeq names its product isoflavone reductase homolog. Gene Ontology annotation, molecular function: oxidoreductase activity. The record is from RefSeq and is a predicted model, not a curated record. NCBI's taxonomy places the organism in Eukaryota, Viridiplantae, Streptophyta, Magnoliopsida, Rosales, Cannabaceae. The transcript has 4 exons. The coding region runs from base 34 to 975 and encodes 313 amino acids.
AGGUGAAAACCAAAAAAAACAAAACACAAAAAUAUGGGUGGGAAAAGCAAGGUUCUUGUAGUGGGUGGUACUGGCUACAUAGGGAGGAGAAUUGUAAAGGCAAGCCUAGCGGAAGGCCACCCGACCUUCGUCCUCCAGCGGAAGGAGAUCGGCCUCGAUAUCGAGAAGGUACAGAUGCUUCUAGGGUUCAAGAUGGAAGGAGCUCAUCUUGUUGAGGGCUCCUUUUCUGAUUUCCAAAGCCUUGUGGAUGCAGUGAAACUGGUCGAUGUUGUCAUUUGCACCAUGUCAGGUGUCCACUUUCGUAGUCACAACAUUUUGAUGCAGCUCAAGCUUAUUGAAGCCAUUAAACAAGCUGGAAAUGUUAUGCGAUUCUUACCGUCAGAAUUUGGUAUGGAUCCAGCACGAAUGGGAGAUGCACUUGAGCCAGGAAAUGUGACAUUUGAAGAGAAAAUGCGAGUUAGGAAAGCAAUUGAAGAGUCAAAUAUUCCUUUCACUUACGUUUCGGCCAACUGCUUUGCCGGUUAUUUCGCUGGCAAUCUUUCACAAAUGGGCAAUCUUUUUCCGCCGAGGGACAAACUCUAUAUAUAUGGAGAUGGCAAUUCUAAAGUAAUUUUUAUGGACGAAGACGACGUGGCAACAUACACAAUAAAAUCCAUAGACGACCCUAGAACACUGAACAAAACUGUGUACCUGCAGCCACCAGAUAACAUUCUCUCUCAGAGACAAUUGGUUGAGAAAUGGGAAGAAAUGAUUGGAAAGAAGCUGGAAAAGGUUACCAUCUCCGAACAAGACUUUUUGAACUCCAUGAAAGAUUUGGAUUACGCUGAGCAGGUAGGAGUGGGACACUUCUAUCAUAUUUUCUACGAAGGUUGUUUAACUAAUUUUGAGAUAGGAGAAGAGGGAGAAGAAGCUUCCAAACUUUAUCCAGAGGUGAAAUAUACCCGCAUGGAUGAAUACUUGAAAAUGUAUCUCUAGCUGAUUAUAUAUAAUUUUCCAUGUUUAUGGUUUUACUAAUAAAGAACGGAUUUCGUGGUUGUACGUAAUAAUUUUUUGAAAAUGCUGAAUAUUUUUUUAUGGACGAAUGAUAUACAAACAUAAUACGUACUAUUGUUUGGUGAGAGUUUAA